CCUCUUCCUCCAUCGACGAUCGCAAAUCACGACCUUGCCGAUUCCGUAGUUAGUUAUCCACUUUUCUAGCUUGAAAGAACCGGACUUUAGGUUUGCGAUUCCUCCUAGAGUCUUUUUGAAGUUUAUCUUUUCUUAGGUUGCUGCAGUUUGGAAGAUGGAGUCCACUGCGAGAUUAGUGGGUGGGAAUCAAGUUUCGCUGCCCUUGAAGAAAAGGUUUGCCAAAGUGAAAAAACAAGGCAAAUUUCUACCUAUAUCUGGGAUAAAUCAAGUCUCUCGCCCCCAAAAAUGCGCCCUUCACUCCAAUCCACACUCGAAUUUUCCUUUCGUGACUCGCCAGAAGAGCCAGAUUAACCCUGACUGUGGUGUUGAAUCUCUCCUUGGGGAACAAGAUGAUUCUAUGGAGAAACUCCCGGAGGUGAAUCGUGUUCACACACGUCCCGUGGAUGUCAAACGAGAACUCGUCAUGCUCUCUCUUCCGGCCAUUGCUGGACAGGCUAUAGAUCCUUUGACGCAGCUCAUGGAGACUGCAUACAUUGGAAGGCUCGGAUCUGUAGAGUUGGGUUCGGCUGCCGUUUCCAUGUCCAUCUUUAAUACCAUAUCAAAGCUCUUCAACAUUCCACUCCUCAGCGUUUCCACUUCUUUUGUCGCUGAAGAUAUUGCAAAGGUUGCCGCUGAAGAUUUAGCAUCAGAGGCUAGUCGUAGUGACAUACCUUCUCAAGGUUUAGUAGAAAGGAAACAGUUAUCUUCAGUCUCAACAGCGCUAGUGUUAGCCAUUGGAAUUGGCAUCUUCGAAGCUUUGGCUUUGUCUUUGGCAUCCGGACCUUUUUUAAGGUUAAUGGGUGUACAAUCUACGUCAGAAAUGUUCAUUCCUGCGCGGCAGUUUCUUGUCCUUAGAGCGCUUGGCGCUCCUGCGUAUGUGGUUUCUUUAGCUCUUCAAGGCAUUUUCCGUGGAUUCAAGGAUACAAAAACUCCAGUCUACUGUUUAGGUAUUGGUAAUUUUCUGGCUGUAUUUCUGUUCCCUUUGUUCAUUUACCAAUUCAGGAUGGGUGUAGCCGGGGCAGCAAUCUCUAGCGUCAUAUCCCAGUACACUGUUACCUUUUUGAUGAUUAUACUCUUGAACAAAAGAGUUAUGUUGCUUCCUCCAAAGAUGGGCUCAUUAAAGUUUGGCGAUUACCUGAAAUCUGGGGGAUUUGUUCUUGGAAGGACUCUUUCAGUGCUCGUUACCAUGACUGUUGCCACAUCAAUGGCGGCUCGUCAAGGGGCUUUUGCAAUGGCAGCACAUCAAAUAUGCAUGCAAGUGUGGUUGGCGGUAUCUAUGCUAACGGAUGCGUUAGCUUCAUCGGGACAGGCCGUAAUCGCGAGUUCUGCAUCCAAAAGAGACUUUGACGGUGUGAAAGAAGUUACUACUUUUGUUCUGAAGAUAGGAUUGGUGACAGGCAUUGCGCUGGCUAUUGUGUUGGGGAUGUCAUUCAGUUCAAUAGCUGGUUUGUUUUCCAAAGACCCUGAAGUUCUGCGGAUUGUGAGAAAGGGUGUACUGUUUGUAGCGGCAACUCAACCAAUCACAGCGCUAGCGUUUAUCUUUGAUGGACUGCACUAUGGCAUGUCGGACUUCCCCUACGCAGCUUGCUCGAUGAUGGUGGUGGGAGGAAUAUCAUCAGCGUUCAUGCUGUAUGCACCAGCAGGGUUGGGGCUAAGUGGGGUCUGGGUGGGGCUGAGUAUGUUCAUGGGGCUGCGGAUGGUGGCUGGAUUCUGCAGAUUAAUGUGGAAGAAGGGUCCAUGGUGGUUCAUGCAUACAAGUCACAAGCAUCUUGCUUGAAGCUGAGAAGGAGAGAGAGACAGAGACGUGCCCAUCUUUAACUUGUUACAUACAUAUUAUUACUACUACAUUUUACUCAUUAGCUUCGUUUGUUAGACAGUCUUCGAUUUCGUCCUUGUAAUCAAUUAUCUCAAAAGUUAAUUGAGUUAUGAAAUUUCGGUUAAAA
Eutrema salsugineum is the source of this 1982-nucleotide messenger RNA. RefSeq names its product protein DETOXIFICATION 45, chloroplastic. Lineage: Eukaryota; Viridiplantae; Streptophyta; Magnoliopsida; Brassicales; Brassicaceae. Gene Ontology annotation, cellular component: chloroplast; membrane. The coding region runs from base 155 to 1816 and encodes 553 amino acids. Gene Ontology annotation, molecular function: antiporter activity; xenobiotic transmembrane transporter activity. The record is from RefSeq and is a predicted model, not a curated record. The transcript has 14 exons. Gene Ontology annotation, biological process: transmembrane transport.